Rana temporaria (common frog) is the source of this 2491-nucleotide messenger RNA. It is a transcript of the gene REXO5, whose product is annotated as RNA exonuclease 5. Gene Ontology annotation, molecular function: RNA binding; exonuclease activity. NCBI's taxonomy places the organism in Eukaryota, Metazoa, Chordata, Amphibia, Anura, Ranidae. The transcript is spliced from 20 exons. The coding region runs from base 141 to 2444 and encodes 767 amino acids. Gene Ontology annotation, cellular component: nucleus. The record is from RefSeq and is a predicted model, not a curated record.
GCUCCGGCAGGCUGUGCAAUCGAUCGCGGCUGGAAUGGAUGUUGUACGGCACACGUGCGGAUGCUUUGCGGAUUCUUAUUGCUUCUGUCAGUGAAUUUCCUGUACGGCCGCUGAUAUCGUGACGUCUUGGGUGGCUUAAAAUGAGUCAGAAAAAUGUAAGGAAACACAAGAGGCCACAGAGUGAUGAAGAAGAACAGACAAGUAAGAAGAGGAAAAUCCAGCUUGAAACAUCAGCAAUAAAUUCACAAAUUGCCAAGGAACCAAGAUUAUCCCCGGCAUUGUUUAGUGAUACCUGUGAGAUUCAGCACGGAUCGUUGCACCAACUUCUAAAAUAUGCUGUGCUAGGAAAAGCGCACUCAACACAGGCAAGCUGGUGCAGCAUUCAUCAUCAAAAGCGUCUUCGAGGUGUUGUUGUCAUUGUCUUGGAGGACCUGAGUCAGCACCACUUUUACCAGUUUUAUAUGCACUUUGUCUGUCUUCGGGGACUGUUCCAGCAUAGGUUCAGCUUGCCGCCUCCUCCCACUGACUUCAUUUCUUCCCUUGUUGGGCUGGAUCUUGAUGAUGACAAAGCCAGGACAGAAGCACGAGCCGGUUCAAAUCAUUUGCACAGGAGGCUAAAUGAUCCAAUUAACAAGCGCAAUAGUUCUUCAGCAACCAAAUGUAACCCCAUCCUACGAAAAUAUGGAAAGGAAAGGCUUGGCCUGACAAGGUAUCUACUUUCUGAGGAAGAGAUGAGGACAAAUGAUUAUCCAUGUGUAGGGUCCCCAGAUACAGAACACUUUGUACACUCCAACUGCAUGGAAGACCCUACUGAUAGUAGCUCAUUAUUUGGGUUGGACUGUGAAAUGUGUUUGACCACUCAAGGGAGCGAGCUGACCAGAGUCUCCUUGGUGGAUGCCAGUGGUUGCUGUGUUAUGGACGAACUAGUAGUGCCUGACAAUCCCAUUAAAAACUACCUAACCAGGUUCUCUGGGAUUACAAAAAAGAUGCUUCUUCCAGUAAAAACAAAGUUAAAGAAUGUCCAGGAAAAACUGAAAGAGAUUCUACCCAAAGAUGCUGUAUUGGUGGGUCACUCCUUAAACAAUGACCUCCGAGCUUUGCAGAUGAUACAUCCGAAUAUUAUCGACACGGCACUACUUUUUGCUCGAGAUUGUGGAAGGAAGUUUAGAUUAAAAUUCUUGGCCCAAGAAGUAUUACAGAUCGACAUUCAGAAUAAAGAUUUGGAUGGUCACAUGCCCAUAGAGGAUGCUGUUGCUGCUUUGAAAUUGGCGCAGUAUUUUAUUGAGUUUGGUCCAGAGAAGGUAGCUCAUCUUAAUCUGGAAUCAAUGUUUAAAGAUGCAUACAAGGUAUUAAACACAGAAGGUGAUAAAAUCUCAGAGAUCAAAGAGAAUGGGGUUGCUCCUCACCUGCAAUCACAGCACACAGACAAAAGCAGUCUGGUGGAUUCGCUGCAAAAAGUUGGACAAAAGAUUAGUUAUGUAACCCGAAUGGACGCAGUGAACAGCCCUACCUGUUUAGCACAAUUUGAGAAUGUUUUGUGUGCAUCAAAUGAGGAGGUCCUGAAAAGAGCUAAUGAAGUAGUACCUCUGUCUCCACUUACUAUUGUUAAUUAUCAACCUGGAGACAUUUUCAGGAGACACAAUGUGGGCACUAAUGAAAAAGUUAUACGGAAGUAUGAGGAGAUGAUGACAAUAUUUGCUGGACCAUUCAAAGAGCCCGUGUGCCUAAAAUCUGUGAAGGUGCAUUUCCAAUCCUGUGGCCCUAUCCACUCACUAAAUAUUAUACUAGACACUUGUCAGCCUUACGUUUGUAUUAAGUACAGUGUCUUGGAAGCUGCUCAACUUGCUGUAAAACAUUUGGAUGGCACAUAUGUUAAUGGAUGCUGUAUUAAGGUUCAGAGGCUGAUAACCAGGAUGACACUUGAUUAUGAGGACAUUAUAAAGGAGAUGGAGGAAGAUCCAGAAAACAGGGAUACUAUAUAUGUCUCUGGAUUUAUGAAACACUUGACUGAAAAUUUUCUUCAACAGCAGUUCGGUCAUUUUAAAGAAAUUAAAGCAAUUUUUGCACCGAAGAAUCAAAGAAGCCAACAAAAUGAAAAAUACUGCUUUAUAAAAUUCCAAAGCCCACGUAGUGCUGCUGUAGCUGCUGCCGAUAUAUGUACCCAUGGUGGAUUCAUGUGUCAGAAGGCAGUCACCUCCAGUCACUUUCUUCACUGGUUUCAAGAUGCAGUGCUUAGUACUCCCUUACACACAGAGCUUAUGCUUGAAAACAACCCUAAGGCUUAUCUUUCAGAAAUAAUAAAGAACACGGAUAUGAAAAUGAAUCAGAUUUAUAAGAAUCUUCCAGGGAACACCCUGUGUCUUCUCCUUUUCCCUGGUAACAAUAGGGACGGUGGAGUCCUUCCAGGCUUUGGUUUGAUGGGAAUAAAAACUGACCACAUGUAAUUUAUAAAUAUUAUUUUUAUCAUUGUACAUUUUAAAUUUUUAUCAUG